CGGCUGCGGCGGCAAUGGCGGACCUCGGCGCAGUCGUCGGCGCCACCUUUGCCUGCUGCACGGCGGCGGCGUCGGUGUACUCGGCCCGCGCUAGCUUCGAGGAGGCGCCCGCCGCGGAGGCGCCCCCCGCGGCGCCGCAUGCGGAGCCCCGGGCGGCAGAGCCAGACUUCUCGCAGGAGGGCGACGCGGCAGAGGGAGCAGAACCGUCCGACGACCUGCUCGUGGAUGCGGGGCUGGCACUGCUGGACGCGCUGGGCGCCCUCGGCGCGGCGCUCGGCCAGGGCGCGCAGGCAGUCCUCCUGGGGCUCCUGGAGGGCGUGGCGGAGGGCGCCGGCAGCGUGUUCGGCGAGGCCGCCGACACCUUCGCCGCCGCGGGCGCCCCGGGCGCGCUCUUUGCCGCCGGGCUCGCGCUCGUGCUCGCCAGCGGUGCGUUGGGCGGCGGCGCGGGGCCGCCGACGCGCGCGCCGUGCGUCGUACCCGCUGAGGCCAGCGGCGCCACGCAGCAGGUGGCGGAGGGGACUCACCAGGACCAGGUAACACAGAAGCAGGUGGCCAGCAUGUCCAUGAGGGUUACGGCGACGACGACGACCAUCGACAUGGAGUUCCUGGCCCAGGGAUUCGAGCAGAAGCAGAAGGAUUUCCAGGAAGCUGCUGAACGCCUCCGCACGGCUGCGCCCGAUGACUAG
Molecule: messenger RNA, 686 nt
Organism: Prorocentrum cordatum
Lineage: Eukaryota; Dinophyceae; Prorocentrales; Prorocentraceae
Source: the annotation of a GenBank genome assembly